Messenger RNA from Owenia fusiformis, 984 nucleotides. NCBI's taxonomy places the organism in Eukaryota, Metazoa, Annelida, Polychaeta, Sabellida, Oweniidae. The record is from the annotation of a GenBank genome assembly.
GUUUUUCACUGUGUUUGUUGUUGCAAGCAUUUUAUAUGCACUUUAUGAUGUCAUGAUGGUACGUCGCUGGGAAUUCACAUUUCCUGUGGAUUACACCUCAAUAACUAAUUGCUCACGAUGUGGAUGCAUAGCAAUGAAGAAGCAGCAUUACAUCAUAUUGGCAACGCCUCGGAGUGGAUCAACCAUGCUCAACUACAUUCUAUGUCAGCAUCCAGAUAUCGGUUGCACUAAUGAACCACUGCAUAAUAAGUUAGAGUUGCUGCCAAGGGACCUUGUUGGAGACUCCUUGGAUAAUAUAAUGCGAUACCUGUUACGAUCGGUUCAUAAACUGGAUUGUAAUAAAGUUUACGGGUUCAAAGUUUUCACAGACCAUUUAUACGAGGCUAAUAUACCAUUAAAAGAUUUGAUCAGGAUAUUGAAUAAACCUAAAAUUAUUUUACUUUAUAGAAAAAAUAUCUUGGAAUCAUUUGUUUCAAUGAAAAUCAGUCAAAGGACACAAAUUUGGAAUAUUCACUUGGACGGCCCAAGAAGAAAUCUACAUCUACCGCCUCAAAAUGUCACGCUUACUUGGGGUGGGUAUGCUCUAUGGAGAAGUAAAAUUGAAAAGCGCUGGAUAGAGCCUCUUAAGGAGUUUAAUACAUACCCCAAUAAUAUGAAAACCAUGGUGACAUAUACAGACCUAACUGAAAACAGGGAUGUUGUUAUACCAAAACUUGUUAAGUUUUUAGGGUUCAAACCACAGUAUUUUAGUCCAAUGAAUAUUAAAUUGAAUCCAGAGUCGCUUGAAGAUAAAAUUGCAAAUUAUGGGGAGUUCAUGGCUCAGUUAGAGAAACACAAUGUUUCAAUGUAUCUAGAUGUAGCACAAAUGCUUCGAUCAAUUCAUAAAACAAAUGCUUCAAAACAUUGAAUUUGAGUAUAUACUUUGUAUACUACUGCACACUACAUUCCUAUCGAAUAGAGGAGUUUCUAUACAGCUUUGAAUCC